UUACACGUUUGUUUUUCGUUUGGUUUGUUGAAUAUCUGUAGGUUCAAAAUCUUUAGGAGUGUUUGAAAAGAAUUGUAACGUUCGUGCAACAUACACUACUUAAGAACAGCUCAACUCAUGUCCGAAAUCGAGCAAGUAGCGAAAAAACUAAAAAUGACCGCAGAUGCUGACAAUGCUGCGGAGGAGCAACAACAAACACCUGUGGCAGAGGAGCCGGCCAGGGAGAAAACUUGUCAGCAUUGGGUUAAAAGAAAGAAGAGAUUUUGUAAAAUGACUGUGGCUAAGGGCAAAGACUAUUGUGGAGAACAUGCACCUGCUGUCAAUGUGGGUGAAGGCCAAUCACCAGAGGAUCAGGAUAGAAUACCAUGCCCCUUGGAUGGAAAACAUACGGUGUAUAAGAAGAAUUUACAAAAACAUUUAAAAAUAUGUAAUGCCAAACCCAAAGAGGACCUACCUGACUAUAUAAAAAAGAAUAUCAAUGCUGGACAUGCGGAAGACUAUGACGGGAACACUAACGAAGAACUAAAAGCAAUAAAAUUAGUUGACCUAGAAGAUGCUGAAUUCUAUCAGGUCAUCGAUAAAGUUAAGGAACUGUAUGGAAAAUAUGUAGAAGGUAAUAUACAAACAUUGAAUUGCAAUCACAAAUGUAUGGAUGAAGAAUUGGCCAAUGAGGAGUAUGGCAAAGAGUCCCGUAAACACCUGGUACAAGCAUCAGCAUUGUUGGGUAUUUUAGAGAAUGAGCGGACCAUACAAAAUUUCACUAGUUUUGUCGAAUUUGGCGCUGGCAAGGGACAAUUGGCGUUUUACCUCUCAAAACUAUUGGAAAAUAUGAAAAGCUCUCAAGUAGUUUUGGUCGACCGCAUGUCUUUGCGCCACAAGAAAGACAACAAAAUUGAAGAUCGUUCCCUGGUACAAAGAAUACGAGCUGAUAUUGUAGACUUAUGCCUGGACAAAUUGCCUGCGCUAAAUACAUCACAACAUUGUGUGGCCGUUUCUAAGCAUUUAUGUGGCGGUGCCACCGAUCUGACUUUAAGAUGUAUAACCCAAGCUUCAGAACGCCUAACGGAUGUCAUUAUGAUUGCAGUGUGUUGCCAUCAUCGUUGUGACUGGCCUACCUAUGUGGGGAAAGAAUUUUUCAAGCGACAUGGUGUUACUCCCCGCCAAUUUCUUAUUAUCACAAAAAUGGUCAGUUGGGCUAUUUGUGGUACUGGUAUGAGCAGAGAAAGGCGCAAGGCAUUGGAAGAACAAAAAAGCUCGGAACCCGAUGAUAGCAAGGAUCUGCAACAAAAUCAACGUCUUACUUUGGCCGAGCGUGAAACGAUAGGGUUCAUGUGUAAACGUAUUCUGGAUCAUGGUCGUUUGGAGUAUUUAAGGGAGCAUUCUUACGAAGCAAAUUUGUAUUAUUAUGUGCCAAAAGAUGUAACAUUGGAAAAUGUUGUGCUGCUAGCGAGGAAAAAUAAAAGUUCUAGUGACUAAAUA
Molecule: messenger RNA, 1479 nt
Organism: Stomoxys calcitrans (stable fly)
Lineage: Eukaryota; Metazoa; Arthropoda; Insecta; Diptera; Muscidae
Product: tRNA:m(4)X modification enzyme TRM13 homolog
Exons: 1
Coding region: 118-1476 (452 amino acids)
Biological process (GO): tRNA methylation
Source: RefSeq, a predicted model, not a curated record